Messenger RNA from Aspergillus niger, 489 nucleotides. RefSeq lists its product as uncharacterized. Gene Ontology annotation, cellular component: proton-transporting V-type ATPase, V0 domain. The transcript is spliced from 8 exons. NCBI's taxonomy places the organism in Eukaryota, Fungi, Ascomycota, Eurotiomycetes, Eurotiales, Aspergillaceae. Gene Ontology annotation, molecular function: proton-transporting ATPase activity, rotational mechanism. The record is from RefSeq and is a predicted model, not a curated record. Gene Ontology annotation, biological process: proton transmembrane transport. The coding region runs from base 1 to 489 and encodes 162 amino acids.
AUGGCGGACAGCGAAUUCUCCCCCAAGUUCGCUCCGUUCUUUUCCUUCGCAGGUAUUGCGGCAGCUAUGAUCUUCGGAUCAAUGGGAGCCGCAUAUGGAACGGCGAAGUCAGGAAUUGGUAUCUCCGGAGUGGGAACCUUCAGGCCGGACCUGAUCAUGAAGUCCUUAAUUCCGGUUGUCAUGUCCGGUAUUAUUGCAGUUUACGGCCUCGUCAUCUCGGUCCUCAUUGCCGGUGACAUGGAUCCUCCCCCGAACAAGCAUAUGAGCCUUUACACUGGCUUCAUGCACCUUGCUGCGGGGUUGUCGGUUGGCCUCGCAGGCGUGGCUGCCGGUUAUACUAUUGGAGUUGUCGGAGAUGCGGGUGUUCGUGCGUACAUGCAGCAAUCUCGAGUUUAUGUCGGUAUGAUUCUUAUCUUGAUUUUUGGCGAGGUUCUUGGUCUCUACGGAUUGAUUGUUGGCUUGAUUCUCAACUCCAAAAGCUCUGGCUGA